UCGUCUGUCGAGCAUUUCAUUUCAUUCCUACUUUUUUUCUGGCACUACAUCAAUUUUUCGGACUAAGGGAAAAUAACAAAAAUCAACUUAGAAAAAACAGUAGUAAAUUGUGCACUGCAAUAGAAAAGUGAAUUAAACACAUUGAACUAACUAGGCAGAUACAUCGACUGCACCAAAUUUUGAAGUGGCAGCCCCCUGGAGUUGAAGUCCAUAAUAAUAUUUUGAUACCAAUACUGAAGAUGUUGCGUCAACUUCAAUUGAGAGCCCCCAUUAAGGGCCUGCAGCUGAAACGCUCCUUGACUUACAAUCCAAAGCAAUUGCAGCCAUUUGCUUUGGGCGAGGCUGUCAAAAAGGAGCCACAGAUCAAGAUGCAAUCAAAGCCAGGACACUAUGUAGCCCAGCUAAUCGUCAAGAUCGCCCCGAUUAAGGCACAGAACAGUAAUAAUUUGCCAUUGGGCUACUCCAACUUGUGCAAGGAGCUGCCGAUUUAUGAGAACCUACACCCUAUUAGACAAUACAGCGUUUGUCUAAAUCCGCUGGACCAGUUGCAGACGGACCAGGGCAAACUGAGCCGAAGCAAUAAUUUGACAAUGGGCUAUUCAGAUAUGGGCGUGGAUCAGGCAAACAGCGUGGCCCUUGUGCCGCUAGAGCAUUCAUCAGUUGAACAGAAUUUAAAAAACGUUGUCACCCCGAAGCCGCAACCACAGCCAAAGGUGCCGGAACAGCCGCUGCGCAAGAUACCAUAUUAUAAUCCACUCAGGCGCCGCAGCAACGUUGAUCCGGCACGUGUCCAGUAUAUCAAGGAUAGGUUUAAGGAACGCAGCAUGGAGACCGAUACUAACAAGCCGCAGGGUAAAAAGUUCGUCUCGCGCACCACGCUGCACUCUGGGCGUUUGGACAAGAUUGAUUAGAUCGAUCUCCAUGAACUUUUCCCGAUUUUUUUUCGAUUUUACUAUGCACAACUAGUCGAGUGUAAAUCAGCAUUCGCUUUAUCGUUUUCAGCAAAUUGACUUUAAAUAUAUAUUUUGUUGCCUAUUGGCCUUUUCAAAU
Messenger RNA from Drosophila novamexicana, 1050 nucleotides. RefSeq lists its product as uncharacterized. Lineage: Eukaryota; Metazoa; Arthropoda; Insecta; Diptera; Drosophilidae. The coding region runs from base 240 to 911 and encodes 223 amino acids. The transcript is spliced from 2 exons. The record is from RefSeq and is a predicted model, not a curated record.